UCCAACAUUGUUUUUGUUUACUUUCUUCCGUAUCUCACAGAAGCACAUCGUAAUUAAAUCGAAUUAAUUAAUAUUCAAAAUGAGUUCGAAAAUGGCCAAAGUAAAGCUGUCGAAAGGCAUUCUGGAAAUGAAAUUUAUGUCCCGAACCAGAGAAAAGAUCGAAAAGGAAAAGGAUGAUGCUGAAGGAAGGGCGCUAUAUUCCAAUGAAAUCACCGAUAAAAUGUUACACGGUUCCUCCAAAUUCAUCAUCGAGACAAGCUACGUUCCGUGCGAGGACCUAAUCGAAGGACGCGUGAGCUACGGUGGAAUGAAUCCUGAAAUCGAACGCAUUAUUGAGUUGGAAAGGAAUAAGGAUCUUGCCGCACUAGUAGAGAAAGAGCGUGCUGAGGCAGCCAAACGACAGAAAAUGCGCCUAGACGUACCCGACGAAGAAAUGGCUGAAUUCUAUACCAGUGUUGUGAAAACGGUCAAAAGGAAGUUUGAUAAACGGCAAAGCGUUCUGCCUUUGAAUAUUAAGCGAAUGGAACGUCCAAAAGAUGAAUAGAUAAACGUAAUGUCCAGCAAUAAAAAAAUCUUUUUUUAAGUUAAUACA
Molecule: messenger RNA, 592 nt
Organism: Topomyia yanbarensis
Lineage: Eukaryota; Metazoa; Arthropoda; Insecta; Diptera; Culicidae
Product: M-phase phosphoprotein 6-like
Exons: 2
Coding region: 80-544 (154 amino acids)
Biological process (GO): maturation of 5.8S rRNA
Source: RefSeq, a predicted model, not a curated record